AUGCGACUUCUCAACGUGGACACAUUCACUUUUCAAGAAUUCAACGAGUCACCCACCUCGCCACCGCCUCCUUAUGCGAUCGCGUCGCACCGGUGGAUUGCCGGAACCGAGGCGCGUCUAGAUGAUGUCGUCAAGAGAAGAUGGGCACGUUUGUUGGGAAAUACCGAAUACCGCCGCCGCCUUGGAUGGCGUAAGGUACAAGGAUUCGUCGCCUUUAUGAAAGAGCACUUGCCCACAAUCAAGUUGCUCUGGAUCGACACAUGCUGCAUCGACAAGCAAAGCUGCGAAGAGGUGGCCACGACAAUCAGAUCUAUGUUCAGAUGGUACACGCGAGCAGAGGUUUGUCUAGCAUAUUUGGAUGAUGUUCAAACGGUGAACGACCUUGCCGCGUUUGAAGAGAGCGUAUGGUUUCAGCGUGGAUGGACUCUGCAAGAGCUGCUUGCCCCUAAAACCGUCGUAUUUCUGACACACGAUUGGCGAAUCAUUGGCCACAAGGGCCGGCCUCCACUUGGCAGUCGAAUCUCUGCGAUUACCAAAAUUCCGGAAACCGUCUUGAGAGACUACGACGCGGCGAAAAAUGUCACCGUUGACGAGAAGCUGUCGUGGAUACAGAAAAGAGAAACGACGCGGGUCGAAGACAAAUGGUACUGUAUGCUCGGAAUCCUAGGCGUCCUCGACAUGGAAAUUCAAUACGGCGCCGGUGAAGAAGUAACUUACAUGCGACUUCAACGCAGCCUA
Messenger RNA from Dissoconium aciculare CBS 342.82, 738 nucleotides. RefSeq lists its product as uncharacterized. Lineage: Eukaryota; Fungi; Ascomycota; Dothideomycetes; Mycosphaerellales; Dissoconiaceae. The transcript has 2 exons. The annotation marks the transcript as partial. The record is from RefSeq and is a predicted model, not a curated record.